AUGAUGUGUGCGCGCAAGUUUCUGGAAAAGAUGAAGCAACCAUCCACAAAUUGCAGGUAGUUUUUGGCCAAAUCAAGAGAGGAUAGAGCUUUAUCCUCUCUUGGCCAAAUCUAAUUUAGUCAUUUAUUUAUUUUUUCCCCACACUCCAUCAUAUAAUACCUUAGAACUCAAUGCAAGUAAAGCAAGACUUCAUCAGCCACUUCCAAGUUGCUUAGCCUGCGAAAACAGCCGACAUUUAGCGACGCUACCACUAGUUUCCCCGCCAAAUGACGUCUGCGAGACGAGCGCAGAAAUUCCAUACUGAUGACGCGUCACUACCCAGAUCUGGCUAGUGCUUCUGAUUGGUCGUGCCGAGUAGGAAACUUGAUUCAACCAAUAAGAAGCACUACCCAGAUCUGCUUAGUGACGCGUCAUCAGUAUGGAAUUUCUGCGCUGGUUUCUCAGACGUUACGUUAUAUGACGGGGAAACCAGAGAUAGCGUCGCCAAAUGUCAGCUGUUUUCUCAGGCUACAAGUUGCCCAAAGCAGUCUCUUUCAAGGCAAGUCUUAAAGCCGAAGCUGUAAAGGAAUCCAAGAAAGUCUUGGAUUCUGGAUUAUAUUCCAGGUACUGAAUUCCGUCUUUGUCAGUGAAGCUUGGAUUCCGAAUUCUAAUCGUUUAUAGUGAGAUUGCGGAUUCCUUGAGCUGUUUUCCGGAUUCCACAAGUUAAGGAAACAUUUCCCAGGUUUAUCUAAAAAUUGUCUUUCUCUUUCCUUUCUUGACUCUGUUAGUCAUGAACUCAUGAAAUACAGAGAGUGUUUCAAGAACUUCACACUUAACCAGUGCUUUGGCGAUUACAUAAGAAGCAACCCACAAAUGAGACAUCCCUUGAUGCGAAUGGCGGGCAUUAAGUCUAGACUCCACAACUUCGCUCAAAUGAUGUGCGGUAUCAUGAACGACUCCCAUCCAAUCAAUACCACAGGACUACCAGACAAAAUCAAGCACAUGCUUAAAUGCAAACCGGAGUAUUUCGAUAAGGCCAAAGACUGCGCCAAACCGUUUCACGACAUGUUCAAAAAACCCAACCGAGACUCAAGCGACCUGUGCAAGUAAGAUAUUUUUUCAUGGCUAGUUUUUAUUGAAUGUUUCAAUAGGCCAUUUCCGAGUUCACCCAGGCCUCUGCUUCAAAACGAGGGUAGGUGCUCAGCCUUUGCUAUGGAAAUCAUUUUUCAUCCUCACGCAAAUAAAACUCGUUUUCACAAGAAAGGUUGUGCACCUAGCCUCAUUUUGAAAGUGAGGGGUUUUGGAACUCGGAAGUGGCCUAUUAAUUUUUCCUUUAUUGAUUCCAUAUUUUUGUUUCUCGUUGUUGUUGUUGUUGUUGUUUUCCCUUUGUUUUUUUUCUGAGAGAAAAACGUUUUACUAUUAAUUACCAAUCUCGUUCGGCUUGUUUCAAGAACAUCUGUAUGAACAACGUUUAUCUUAGAUUCAUUGUUUAUGCCUGGUUCAAUUUGACCUGUUACGAUGCUCCCAGCCCGGCCAUACCCCCCGGGGGAAUUUGCAAUUUUAUUUCUUUCCCAGUGGUCUAUUCUCCACCACCGAGCUCCAUGAUCGACCUCAUAUACGUUUUUUUGUGCAAAUCUUUUUUAGAGCAAUAGCUAUUUCCGUACAAUAGCAAAACACCCGAGAAGUUUUCAGAACUUUUAUAAACGUUUUUUAGAUUUCUAGAGUUUAUUGAGAGAAGGAUAAUCUGACAUGUAUCAUGUAGUUAAAACAUGAACAAUAUAUUUAAAAAGGAAAUUAAAACGAGGAAAAGAACUCAUAAGCGCCGCCACACUGGAUUGAAUCUCUGUUUAUUUAUAUAAAUCAAAAGCCUUGUGUCCGUAUUCAUGUACAGUCUAUUUAAGUUGUCCAAUUUUUAAACCAGGCUGAAGAAUACUUUAAAUUUCUUUGUUUCUUUUGCAACAAAAGAAUCCAUUCGACUACGCACCAUUCGCACAUCCGUUUGAAAUUUUAAAACAUACCCUCGAAAAUUCGUUGUCUUGGGUUCCGUAGCUUCAUGCAAACCGCGCGAGGAAUAACACGUACUUCACAAAAUCGAAGAGAAGUUCUUUUUGAUCUGCCCCACCACCCUACCCUUGGGACAGGACCACUUCAAACAAUUCCCCACCCCGGGUCUGAAAGGCUGGACUUGUUCCAGGGGUUGCCCGGAGGAAUGGUAACAGGUCAAAUUGAACCAUGCAUUACGAUACUGUUCACUUUACAUAUACACGGACCAAAUUCGACGGACUCAGAGUUCAAAAUUUUGUCCCAUUACCUUUGUAGCAGAGUCCAGCCUAUUCAGUUGAUAUUGUUACGUCUUCUGAUUCGACUUUCUUCUUGACCCACACAUUAGCCAUUACUUUCCUGAUUCGGUGUAGUUUGAUUAGAUUUGAUUUAACAGUAUCUUAGAGGAGACCCGUCACCCCUCCCCCCUCCCGCCCCCCUCAUAUAAAUCUCGAGGUUUCAGGAGGCCUCCUCGCCAUUCUUGUCGCAUAUCUAAUUUAUGUUAAACUAUCUUUGUUAUUUGUUAACAUCUUAAGCAUUGAUUUUCGUCUAGCCUGUAACGAUACAUCGCAUCGUAUCCCACAGUACCUGCAAAUGUCAAUCCAACCUUCUGGCAAACAAUAACUAUCGGUCUAACUAGUAAUAAAAUGUUUCAGUUGAUGAAGAAAAUUUCUUUAUCAGGCAAUGACAUAAACUCCUCGCCUCCUUUGAGUAACUCAUUAGAGAGCUUUAGAUUCAAGGACGAGGACAACUACGAUGUGAGAUUUGACUCAAAGUUUAUUUGCGUAUUCUCAAAAUAUAGACUCCCCAGAAAGCUUCAUUUUACCAUAAUUUUCACUGGAAAUGUUAGCACUGUUACCUUUAUACUGAAGGAGGUUACGCCCUCUCCCAAUCGCAAAAUGGUAAAACUUCAAACAUUUGAUAUUUUGUUUCCGCCACUAUGACAUUCUCGCUAAGACUCGUAUAGUAGAUUGACGACGACUACCAAGUUUUUCCGCCAAAAUGGCGUUGGUUCAGGCGUAUCUCGUACUCGCAGUCCUACUCGUCUUAGAAUCUAAAGUUCUCUAUUAACUUGAAACCGCGGUUCUGCUAUUUGCAAAGGCAUUAUAGGCAGUUGAUAAAUAUCGUUUCCUGAUUUAUAGGGGUUACCUGAUGGCAAAAGUAUGCAAAGGACGUCUGAUGAAAGAACACUGCGAAUUUGAAAGGCCACCUCCUCGGGAUCAGUUCAAUCCAUUUUGCAAGGGCAUGAAGGACCCGCCCUAUCCACGGGGAGGCGCCGAUAACGUUCGUACAAGCAUGGUCUUCCUUUUUGUCUGCCUUGUUUUUGUUCUUUUCUUUCAGUAGGCCUACUUAAUAGCUUCAGGAGCCCAUAUCUCGGAGCUGAGCAACCUUUCGUGUAUUCGUGUUACUGCGGUUUUAAAGGCUAACUAGAUUGAUUUUGGC
Molecule: messenger RNA, 3462 nt
Organism: Porites lobata
Lineage: Eukaryota; Metazoa; Cnidaria; Anthozoa; Scleractinia; Poritidae
Source: the annotation of a GenBank genome assembly